CCCCAAAAUCCAAAAUCCAAAAUCCAAAAUCCAAAAUCCAAAAUCCAUCACCAAAGGUGCACCAACCCACACCAUAACAUAACCAAGUUCGAAAAUCCAGAGGCGCUACCUCUCUUCUGUUCCACAUAGUCUCUCUCCAUAAACGCUUCGACUCGGUCCGAUCUCUGACUCACUGGGUCAAACUCAGUCCUUGGCACCUUUGCGAAUCCAACUCCAAGCUGUAUAAUUUUGUCUAUGUAUCUACACAGCGUCGUUUUACGACGCCUGGGUUUCAAAGUUCCAACUCCAAUUUAGCUACGCUUCGUCAACUCCAACUACGUUCCUGUAUCUCUUUCUCCCAAAGCUCCAAAUUCUUGGCCAAAUAGUCGCGGAUGAUAAGUGUUGGGCUUUCUGAAAGGGUAGAAUAGCGCUAUGGCUUGUUAGGGUUUUCUUGUUUGUUAAUUUGGGAUUUUCCUAAAUCCUCACUGUUAGGUUGAGGAGACGAUUGCAAGUUUUUAGGUUUUGGAGGUUAAGUCUUGUCAUGUAUAUUUAGUAUUUUUCCUUUUGAUGUUCUUAACUCUGGGUUGGCUGGCGUAAAAAUUGGGGGUUCGCUUCGCCUGUACCUGUAUAGAAAGCUGGUGAGAAGGAAAAAAAAAGCAGAGAGAAAUGUUUUAUUCUCAGUUUAUAUUGGCCAAGAAAGGUCCUCUUGGAACGAUAUGGAUAGCGGCACAUUUGGAGCGCAAGCUUCGCAAGAAUCAGGUCGCCGACACCGAUAUUGGCGUCUCCGUAGAUUCUAUUCUUUUUCCUGAAGUUCCGAUUGCUCUCCGGUUGUCCAGCCAUCUUCUGCUUGGUGUGGUGAGGAUAUAUUCUAGAAAGGUGAAUUACCUGUUUGAUGAUUGUAGCGAGGCUUUGCUUAAGAUAAAGCAAGCUUUUCGCUCCACUGCAGUCGAUUUACCUCCAGAAGAAUCUACUGCUCCAUAUCAUUCCAUAACCUUGCCUGAGACUUUUGAUCUUGAUGAUUUUGAGCUACCAGAUAAUGAAAAUUUUCAGGGUAACUAUGUUGACCAUCAUGUCAGUACAAGGGAGCAAAUAACUCUCCAAGAUACAAUGGAGGGUGUGGUUUACUCAACAUCUCAAUUUGGAUUGGAUGAGCGGUUUGGUGAUGGCGAUACUUCUCAAAUUGGUUUGGAAUUUGAUGAGGACCUGUUUUUUGGCAAGGUUUCAGCUCAAGGGAAUGAUGGAAUUUCAGAUGGUGAUCCUCAGACAUUGGGCCAAUCAGUAACACCUUUGGAAAAGCAUGAUAUGUAUGAGGGGAUACCUGAAACCUCAGAAACCAUGCAAAUGAAUGGGAUUGAAAGCCAGAAUGAAGUCCUGGCUGCAAAUACUGAUUUUGUCACAUAUGCUCAGGCUCCAUCAACUCCUGGACUAUUUGAAGAGCCAAAUCUGUUUGCUGUUCAGGAACCUAUGGCCUGCAAUGAUCAGUUCGAUUUUGAAGACCAUAAUUUAUCAAACUUAGCAUCCAUGGGCAACUCAGAAAAUGCUGGUAGUAUGUCAGGUCCACGUUGUGGGGAUGAUAGUACCAAGGAGAAUGGCUAUCAUUUGGGCGAUAUAGAGAUCAAACAAGCAAGGCCACAGGAGCAUGACCAAAUUAAACCUUUUUCUGCAGUAUUGGAAUGUUCAAAGGGGACAGUUGGUGCAUUGGAUGGCCGAAACAGGGUGGAAGAUAUACAUAAUGGUAUUGUGAUAAACAAUGAACCACUUAUGCCCUGCCUAGAUCAAAAGGAUGACCAACAUGUAGAACCUGCUGGAGUUAGGUUGGAUGAAACUGAUGCAUCUCCUAGCUGCUCCCAGGUCACAUCUGAGUUGGACGACCCUUCUCGUAAGAUUUGUUCAAGUAGUAACUUUCCGAGAGUAUCAGAGGAUUAUUUGGAGGAUCAACAGACAUAUUUAAAGCCUGAAAUACAGAAUGAUGUUGAAAUUGCUAAUAAUAUGGGAGAAUCAUGCACACCUAUCAUUACAGAUCCUUUGAAGCCUGUUACGUAUGAAGACACAGCAGCUGCUGAAGUGCCUGUGCUCCGGGCAUGCAGCUCCCUCCCAAGUCAUCAUGAUAUACCAUCUCCUACCGAUAAAAUUUCGGAAGUCCCUUGCAACUUACCAUCUGAGGUUGUAGGGCCAAGUUCAUUGGACAAUGCAACAUCUUUGGAGACUCAAUUGGAGAACUUGGAUAGAUCUGCCACUUCGAACUUGCCUGCACCUGAAAAGUUGCUCUCUGUACCAGAGGGGUUCACUUCUAAACCAAGUGAUUUUAUAGUAGAAACCACGCCUGAAAAAGAAGUCAUAGUUGGGGAUGCCGGUGAUGGUGAUGGGAUUAAAUUCAUAUCAGGGAAAAAACGUAGUUCCACAGAAAGUACAAUGACAGUGCAGAGUUUAAAUUCAGUUGAAUCAUUUGGGGUGGCCCGAGAAGAGAGAACUGCAGAAUCUAUCCCUGAUGAUGAUGAUUUAUUGUCUUCUAUUUUAGUUGGAAGAAGGUCUUCAGUUCUAAAAAUGAAACCCACUCCGCCUGCACUUGAAAUAAUGUGCACAAAACGCUCAAGAACUGCUGUCCGUGGUACCUCUUCAAAGAGGAAAGUGCUAAUGGAUGAUACAAUGGUUUUGCAUGGCGAUCAAAUACGCCAGCAGUUGACAAAUACUGAAGACAUACGUCGUGUGCGAAAAAAGGCUCCUUGUACUUGCCCAGAAAUUUCAAUGAUUCAGCGACAAUUUUUGGAAGAUGCAAUUUUCACUGAACCCAUAUUUACUGGCAUGUCGGCGGAACUGAUGUAUCUGCACACUGAAGCAUUUGAUCUGAGCACAACCCGGGUUUCUGAAAAUGAUCAAAACAAUGCUUCUAUGGAGCCAUUGAAGGAUGUAGCAUCCUCUCUGGAAUCAAAUGCUACUAAAGAAAUUGAACCCCUUCGAAGCACUGAACCUUUAAUAGUGAGAGAUGACACAGCAGCACAGCCUGCUGACAUUGAGAACGAAAACCAGAAGGAAGAUCAUAACCUAAAGUCUCACCAUACUGAUGCUGAAGAACAAAGGAUCAGUGACUUGGAAGAACUUAAUACUUCCAAACAUGAACACUUGGGAGAGAUAGCUGAAAUGGAAAUUGACAAAGAAAAUUUUGAAGUUGCUGAUCCUGUUUUAGAAGAUAUUUACAAGGUGUCAGCUGAUGUUAACGUCCAGUCAAGGCUUGUGGAUAAAACUGAGGACGAAAAUGCGUCACUGCAGAUCAAUGCAUUAUGCGGGUCACUGGACAAUAAGUUGGACGCCCAACCCAUGGAGGUGGACGCAUUGAUAGUGGAGUCAAGUAUCCAGAAAGAAGUUGAUGCCAUUGAAGUUGUUGACCGCAGUGUCGAAAUCAGAGCGGAUGUUCAGAUAGGUGCAUCUGAACUUAUUGACAGUGUAGAUGUUACGCUUGCAACUGGGGAAUGCAAAAACCUUAGUUUUUCAACUGAUCAAUCUGUGGGAGAAAUUGAAAACAGCGAGCAACAUCCUGUGAAUGAAACUGAGGUCCUGGAGGCAAACUUGCAUUGUGAUGACAACCCAAACUCUUAUUGUAUUCAUGGUGAAGACAACGAGAAUGCUUCCUGGAAUGGUAAGGAAAAUCUAGGUUGCCGGGAGGUUGGUCCACAUAGCGGUAUUGAUGCAGAAGUCACUGCAGACCCCCCUCCAGAAGAUCGUGGUGAUUAUGAAGAUGUAGCUUUCGGAGAUGAUACAGAAUUUUUGAAUGUAGAUGAUGAUGAAAUAGCUGAAGAUGUCGAUGAAAUGCCAUGCGCUGGAGAUACUCGUCUUCUUGAGAAUAGUGGAUGGUCUUCCCGCACCAGGGCUGUUGCCAAGUAUCUCCAGACUUUACUUUAUAAGGAACCUGUGCAUGGGAAAAAGGUUCUUGGGAUGGACAGUUUAUUAAAUGGUAAAACUCGAAAGGAAGCAUCAAGGAUGUUUUUUGAAACAUUGGUGCUUAAGACAAGGGAUUACAUCCAUGUGGAACAGGCAAAGCCUUUUGACAACGUCUACAUAGGACCUCAAGUAAAACUCAUGAAAUCAGAGUUCUAAUAUCUUACAUAGGAAAGGCAGAUAUUGUUGAAAAGGCUUUACAAUUUAGUUUGUCUGAUGCUCGAUUGAAAAUUGGGAAUAUUCUUUUCCUUCACUAGGUAUUUUCUCACAAGAAUCUUUUUUGUUCUUAAAAUAUUGGUUCCUUCCCUUAGGCUAGGAUUUAAGCUCGCGUUAGGUUGUGCAGUUGGUAGUUUAUCGUCGUGGGGUGGGGGGUGAUUGAGGAGGGACACUUCUUGUUUAUUGUAGCGACAAAGUUGUAAUGUGGAUCAUAUCAGUAUGAUGUAUAUAUUUCUGUAGUCUAGUAUCAUUUGUAAUCGAAGGUGAUAGUAUUUCCUUGUU
Pyrus x bretschneideri (Chinese white pear) is the source of this 4410-nucleotide messenger RNA. Its product is annotated as sister chromatid cohesion 1 protein 4-like. NCBI's taxonomy places the organism in Eukaryota, Viridiplantae, Streptophyta, Magnoliopsida, Rosales, Rosaceae. Bases 646 to 4071 code for a protein of 1141 amino acids. Gene Ontology annotation, biological process: replication-born double-strand break repair via sister chromatid exchange; synaptonemal complex assembly; mitotic sister chromatid cohesion. The record is from RefSeq and is a predicted model, not a curated record. The transcript is spliced from 14 exons. Gene Ontology annotation, cellular component: synaptonemal complex; cohesin complex. Gene Ontology annotation, molecular function: protein binding; chromatin binding.